Pipistrellus kuhlii (Kuhl's pipistrelle) is the source of this 2401-nucleotide messenger RNA. It is a transcript of the gene DDX4, whose product is annotated as DEAD-box helicase 4. Lineage: Eukaryota; Metazoa; Chordata; Mammalia; Chiroptera; Vespertilionidae. Bases 17 to 2206 code for a protein of 729 amino acids. Gene Ontology annotation, molecular function: RNA helicase activity; ATP binding; RNA binding. The transcript is spliced from 22 exons. Gene Ontology annotation, cellular component: nucleus; P granule. The record is from RefSeq and is a predicted model, not a curated record. Gene Ontology annotation, biological process: cell differentiation; gamete generation.
GCAGGGCUGGACCACCAUGGGCGAUGAAGACUGGGAAGCGGAAAUCAUCACCCCGCACCUGUCCUCCUACGUGCCGGUGUUCGAGAAGGAUAGAUAUUCUUCUGGAGCCAAUGGAGACACUUUCAGCAGGACUCCAGUUCCAUCGCCAGAAAUUGAUGAUGGACCUUCUCGAAGAGAUCAUUUCAUGAGAAGUGGUUUUGCCUCUGGGAGGAGCUUGGGAAACAGAGAUGCCGGCGAGUCUAAUAAAAGGGAGAGCGCGCCCACGAUGGGUGGCUUUGGAGUUGGAAAGGGUUUUGGAAACAGAGGUUUUCCCAAUAACAAGCUUGAAGAAGGUGACAGCUCUGGUUUCUGGAGAGAGUCUAAUAACUUCGGGGAAGACACUUCGGCGCAGAGCAGGGGGUUCUCCAGGAGAGGAGGCUUUCAGGAUGGAAAUGACUCAGAAGCUUCGGCGCCACCCAGAAGAGGUGGACGAGGUGGCUUCCGAGGUUGCCGUGGAGGGUUUGGCCUGGGAAGUCCAAACAGCGAGUGCGAGCAAGACGAGGGGACGCCACGCACUGCCGGCCUCUUUGGAUCCAGGAGACCAGCGUUUAGUGGCCCGGGCCAUGGCGACAUCUUCCAAAGCAGGAGCGGGAGCGGGCGCGAAAGAGGUGGUUACAAGGGGCUAAAUGAAGAAGUCGUCACGGGCUCUGGGAAGAAUUCUUGGAAAUCAGGAACUGAAGGAGCAGAAAGUGAUGACAUUCAAGGACCCAAAGUGACCUAUGUUCCACCUGCCCCGCCCGAGGAUGAGGACGCCAUCUUCGCACACUACCAGACAGGCAUCAACUUUGACAAGUACGACAGCAUUCUCGUGGAAGUGUCUGGACACGAUGUUCCACCAGCGAUCUUGACGUUUGAAGAAGCUAAUCUCUGCCAGACGCUGAAUAACAACAUUGCUAAGGCUGGUUAUACGAAGCUCACUCCUGUGCAGAAGUACAGCAUCCCUAUUAUCCUCGCAGGGCGAGACAUGAUGGCGUGUGCGCAGACGGGAUCGGGGAAAACUGCAGCGUUUCUCUUGCCGAUCUUGGCACACAUGAUGCGUGACGGCAUCACCGCCAGCCGUUUCCGAGAGCUGCAGGAGCCCGAGUGCAUCAUCGUGGCCCCCACGCGGGAGCUCAUCAACCAGAUCUACCUGGAGGCCAGGAAGUUCUCCUUCGGAACUUGUGUAAGAGCUGUUGUCAUAUAUGGGGGAACCCAGUUUGGGCAUUCAGUUCGACAGAUAAUCCAAGGCUGUAAUGUGCUAUGUGCUACUCCAGGGAGACUGAUGGAUGUCAUCAGUAAAGAAAAGAUUGGUCUUAGACAAGUCAGAUACCUAGUUCUGGAUGAAGCCGACCGCAUGCUGGAUAUGGGCUUCGGACCAGAAAUGAAGAAAUUAAUUUCCUGCCCGGGAAUGCCUUCGAAGGAACAGCGCCAGACCCUUAUGUUCAGUGCCACUUUCCCAGAAGAAAUUCAGAGGAUGGCUGGCGAGUUUUUGAAGCUGAACUACUUGUUUGUUGCUGUCGGACAAGUGGGUGGAGCCUGCACGGACGUCCAGCAGACGGUGCUCCAGGUGGGCCAGUACUCCAAGCGAGAGAAGCUGGUGGAGACGCUGCGGAGCACAGGUGAUGAAAGAACAAUGGUUUUUGUUGAAACUAAGAAAAAAGCAGAUUUUAUUGCCACUUUCCUUUGUCAAGAAAAAAUAUCAACAACAAGCAUUCAUGGUGACCGGGAGCAGAGGGAGCGAGAGCAGGCCCUGGGAGACUUCCGCUGUGGGAAGUGCCCCGUGCUGGUGGCCACUUCCGUCGCCGCCAGGGGCCUGGACAUUGAGAAUGUCCAGCAUGUGAUCAAUUUUGACCUGCCCUCCACCAUCGCCGAGUAUGUUCACCGCAUCGGGCGCACCGGCCGCUGCGGGAACACGGGCAGAGCCGUCUCCUUCUUCGAUCCUGAGUCAGACCGGCCCUUGGCGCAGCCGCUCGUGAAGGUGCUGUCGGAUGCCCAGCAGGACGUCCCCCCGUGGCUGGAGGAGAUCGCCUUCAGCACCUACGUGCCCGGCUUCAGUGGGAGCAGCAGAGAGAACGUGUUCAUGUCGGUGGACACCAGGAAGAAUUUCCAUGGCAAGAGCACUCUCGGCACAGCAGGCUUUUCCUCUCCGCAAGUCCCGAACCCAGCAGAUGACGAGUCGUGGGAUUAAAGCCACAGCAGCCUCCAAGCUCGGAUAGUUUUGAUGCAGAGAAGCAGUUUUGAUUUUGAGUUUUUAACGGACGUGUGAAACCCAGUACUCGUAUCUCCUGUCGUUCUGUUCUUACUCCCGCCCUUGAAACCCCUCACUGGCCAGUUACGUGAGAGGCUGAUACAGAUGGUGUUACCUGCAAAGAUUAAAGCAUUU